CGGCAGAUCUUAGUUGAUUUCUUCGACGACCCCAACGGGUUUCGAUGGCAUAUGCGAUGGUUCGUCCUGGCCACGCCCAACCCUGGGCAGUGGAUAUGUCCGACGCCAGACCUGAGCAUUCAGUUCAUCGACGUCACCACCCACGGGGUGAUCCCCCUCACGCGGGACUCGGAGUUCCCGCGGCGGGUCAGAGGCGAGGUCUACGCCUUCGACCCGUUGACCCCCGAGGAGCUCCAGCAGGUCCGCCGAGAGGCCAAGGAGCUGCUGGCCGUCUACGGGCUCACGGGGGGCGCGGAAGCGCAGCCCGAGGGUGGGCGCUGGCUGAUCGCCGACCCCGCGCACCCGGGCUUCGGCGACGCGCUCCCCGCCGCGGCCCUUGCCGAUGCCGACAGCCUCAUCAUCCGAGGCGACCGCGGCUUCGCCUGUGUGGACGAGGACUGGCUCGCCGUGGAGAGGGUGCUGGACGAGGACCUGGAGAACUGGAGGUUGCUCAAGUCGACGGGCGCGGGCCGCGACAGGCGGACCCUCGGCGACGAGCGCGUGAACGGGGUGCCCGUGCUCUCUCUCACCGCCGCGGCGAGGGCCAGCAGCAAGGCCCUUCGGCCUGGCUGGCCCUUCCGCGGCGACGCCUGCGCCCCGGAGCUUGUCAUGGCGCUCGUCGCGGCGGGGAUCGUGUUCAUCACCCACCACCUGCACUGGAGAACGAAGUCGGGGGUCAGUGCUACGUCGGGGGCGUGCCGGACGCACCGCCGCAUCUGCGAAGGCCUCGACCAGGCCAUCUGCUACGACCAACUCGACUUCGCCAACUGCGCGGUCAUCGAGCACCUCGCCCGCUGGCUCUACGAGGUGGAGUCGGCGGUCAGGAGGAACCCGAAGGUGCCAGACUUCACGAACUUGGACGGCAUCUUCGCGGCUCCCAUGGCCGAGGACGGGCGGAUGCAGCUGCCGACCUUCUCCAAGUGGGUCUCCUCGCUCCGCCGCGACGAGGCUCAGAUCAUGAAGCAGGGGCGGCUCCGGAGCGAAGAGCACGGCAUCGACCGCGCCAAGCACGAGGGCCAGGACGGCAAGGGGCCAGGCCGCGACGGCGGCAAGGGCCCCAACCCCUCUGCCGAGUCCUCUGGCGACGCCUGCUUCGACAGCGCCUGCUGCCCGGGCGCCCCCCUCGUCGCCAUCUCUGUGCUGACGCUCCUCGUGGACGUCCCCUUGGUCGGUGGAGGCCCCGACGUGAGCUACGGCACAGACGAGCUUGGCGGCCCGAUGAUGCGGGAGAUGGCGAUCUGGUCUCUGAACGCCCUCGACGCCCCAUCGCGCGCCCUUCGGGCGCACCAGCCUUCUUCGGGCUGUCGCCUCACGGAGGCGCGGCGCUCGAUCAUCUCGCGCGUCAGCCGGCGCAUCGAGAGCUACGGGGAACGACCCGACAUCCUGCCCGCCACCGCCUACGCCGACCUCAUCAAGAGUCACGACUUGUACUCGGGGCAGCCGAUGAACCUGAAGCCGCGCGACCCCAGCCUUCUCAAGGUGCUCCACCGCGACCGACGCCCCCAGGAGCUCCGCGGCUGCCUGGGCACCGAGGGUCGCAGGUACCUUGACCGCGCCGGCGAGCUUAUCUUCAGGGCUGAGGCCGAGCUUGACGUCCUCCUGGAGAGCGAGCUGAUCCAGCCCAUCACGCCGCAUUGGGGCCCGAUCCUGAAGAACAACCGCCGCGCCAGGAUAGACUUCAUCAAGCGCCUCGCCUCCGCAGGCCUCGUCGGGUUCAGGCUCUCCAUCCGCGGCCGCAUCGGCGCCUUCUGCGUGGGCAAGAAGGACGGAUCCCUCGGCCUCGUCCUCGACGGGCGUGAGCCCUCGUCGCUCCACAGGAGGCCGCCCCACGCCGCCUUGGGAUCCGCCGGGGCCCUCGCAGGGCUCGAUCUCUCCGACCAGGCCCUGCGGCCCCAGGGCGUCGAUCCCCAGGCGGCCGACGUCCGCGCGGCGGGCCUGGACCUGAAGGAUGGGUUCUACCAGUUCGCGAACGACGACCUCGCGGACUGGUUCGGGUUCAACUGCCCCGAGGCCGCGUCCGACUUCGGCGACCCGCUGGUGCACAUCCCUGCCGACGGCCGCUUCGUCCAGGUGUCGAGCGACACUCGGAUCUUCGCGGUCUUUCGGGGUCUGCUGAUGGGUUGGUCGUGGUCGCUCUUCUUCUGCCAGGAUCUCUUGGACGAGGCCCAGUGCAAGGGCCUUCUGAGCUUGGGAUGUGAAGGCGGGGGCCGCUUGAUGCACGAGAGGUGCCCCGCGCCCUUGCUGGCGCCCGGCUGUCCCCUGUCCCAGCCCUACGUGGACGACGCCAACGUGAUCGGCCUCAGCCGCCGGGACACCGAGCACGCGCUGCGCGGCAUCCAGCACGUCCUGGACUACUUAGGCAUCGACUACCACGACCUGGUGGAGCCCACGAAGUUGCACACCACGGUGGGCGUCGUCCUCGACACGGCUGCGCGCCGCCUUCGCCACGCGGGGGCUCGCGCUUGGCGCCUGUACCUUGGCGUGGAGCAUCUGCUUCGUGUGCGUCGUGCCUCUGGCCGUGCCCUUCGAGUCGUGCACGGCCACCUGGUCAACCACUUCAUGAUCACGCGGCCAGCGCUCGCGGCGCUGGACGAGGGGUACCGCUUCAUCGCGCAGCACCUGGACGAGCGGGCCCCCCUCGGCCGCCUCCUGCUGGACGAGCUCCGUGUGGUGAAGGGUCUGCUGCUGCUGGCCGACGUGGACCUCGCCGCCCCCUGGUCGCGUGUAGUCUACUGCAGCGACGCGUCGGGCGGCGAGCUGCGUGGCUGGGCGGACUGGCCUUUCGCCGUCGCGGGGAACGGCGGCUACGCCCUCCACGAGACGGCCUGCGUCGACUACGAGGUCAUGCAGGCUUUCUGGUACCGCGAGCGCUGGAGGUUGAAGAUGGAGGAGGAGGAGCUGGUCAUGCCGGGGGGCCCGAGCGACGAGAUCUGCGGCUGGACCCCUGAGCCCACGGCCACCUCCGACCUGCUCAUCGCCGGCCUCCUGGCCCCCAGCUCCAAGCCGUCGGUGAUCGACCGACGCCUCCCUCGCACGAGGACCGUCAUCGUGCAGGGCGCCGUGCCAGCUCUGGACGACGCCCUCCUGGUCCGCAGCCGUUGGAAGAUGAUC
Prorocentrum cordatum is the source of this 3150-nucleotide messenger RNA. The record is from the annotation of a GenBank genome assembly. NCBI's taxonomy places the organism in Eukaryota, Dinophyceae, Prorocentrales, Prorocentraceae.